AUGCUUGACAAGAGGGAUCCAUACCAGGAAGGGAGCAUUUGGUACUAUGCGCCCAACAAAGGCGCGCCUAUUGCCUUUGCAAUUCUCUUCGCAAUAUCCGGCAUCAUGCAUGGCUAUCAGACCUACAAGCAUAAGUCUUGGACAGUCACAGGGCUACUACCCUGGUCCGCCCUUCUUUUCACAAUCGGCUUUAUCUUGCGGACAGUAGGUGCUUUUGGCGAGUGGGGCAACGUAGAGAUCUAUAUCUCGAGCACCGUCUUCCUUUUGGCUGGCCCACCCGUUUACGAAGGUGCGAACUUCUUGAUCCUUGGUCGUAUACUCUACUACAUUCCUUACCUCUCGCCUAUACAUCCCGGCCGCGUAUUCUCAACCUUUAUUGGGAUGCUCUUCUUCGUCGAGGUUCUGACAGCGAAUGGAGCAGCACUCGUGGCGAAUACGGAGGCCACUCAGAAUCGCCGUGAUAUUGGAGAGGCGUUGCUCAAAUCUGCCUUGAUUCUGCAACUUGUACUAAUGGUCGGGUUCAUAUCUUUGACGGCUACGUUCCAUGGCAGAUGUCGCCGUGCUGGGGUUCUCACCAAAAGGCUCAUACGCGUUCUCACCGUCUUAUAUUGCAGCUGCGUGCUCAUCACCACACGCACGGUUUUCCGAACCGUGGAAUAUUUCUCUGCAGCUGGGCAGAACAGCUGGGACAACCCUAAUGAUGUCGACCCCAUCAUCAGGAAUGAAUGGAUUUUUUGGUUCUUUGAGGUCGCCAUUAUGUAUGCCAACACCACGAUGCUCAACAUUUUCCACCCAAUGGAGUGCUUGCCCAAGUCGAACAAGAUUUACCUUGCGAAAGAUGGUGUCUCAGAGAUCGAGGGACCUGGGUUCAAGGACCCCCGUCCUUGGAUUGUCACUUUUGUUGACCCCUUCGAUUUGAUCGCGUUGUUCUGCAAGAAAGGCAAGCAGCAGAAUUAUUGGGAGGUUGAGGAGGCUGGGCACCCAACUGGAAAGCAGAGUGACAAGGAGGUUGUCCAGCCCGCGUGUAAUGUAUGA
Aspergillus puulaauensis is the source of this 1035-nucleotide messenger RNA. RefSeq names its product putative RTA1 domain protein. Gene Ontology annotation, cellular component: membrane. Lineage: Eukaryota; Fungi; Ascomycota; Eurotiomycetes; Eurotiales; Aspergillaceae. The transcript is spliced from 4 exons. The coding region runs from base 1 to 1035 and encodes 344 amino acids. The record is from RefSeq and is a predicted model, not a curated record.